AUGCCACCACCACCACCGCCACCAGCCUCCGGUAUUGCCUCUAGCCCAACCUCUGUUCUGCACGCUGAAUUGGUUGCCCGCAAAAAGAAAUGGCUCCAACUCCAAAAGCUGCGCUUUCACGAGGUCAAAAAGACUUCAGGCACGUUUGUCCACUCCCAAAAGGUCGACAUGCCACCUGAACACCUCCGCAAGAUCAUGGCGGAACACGGUGACCUCUCCUCCAAAAAGUACGCCGCAGACAAACGCGCGCACCUCGGCUCCCUCAAGUACAUGCCGCACGCGGUAUUGAAGCUCCUCGAGAACAUGCCGCAGCCGUGGGAAGAGGCCAAGGAGGUCAAGGUGCUCUACCACGUAACCGGCGCCAUCACUUUUGUCAACGAGAUCCCCCGCGUAAUCGAGCCUGUGUACACAGCGCAGUGGGCGACAAUGUGGCUCAUGAUGCGCCGCGAGAAGCGCGACCGCCGCCACUUCAAGCGCAUGCGCUUCCCGCCGUUCGACGACGAAGAACCCCCGCUCAACUGGGCCGAGAACAUACAAGACGUUGAGCCUCCCAGUAGCAUCCAGCUCGAGCUCGAUCUGGAGGAGGACUCCCACGUGGUUGAUUGGUUCUAUGAUGAACGUCCGUUGGCCGACGAGCUCAGGUUCGUCAAUGGUGAAUCUUAUCGCACGUGGAUGUUGGAUGUGCACCAGAUGGCGGCGCUCUACCGCCUCGCGACGCCGCUUGUCGCGGCGGAGGACCUCAACUCUCGCUACUUAUUCGACCGUGAGUCGUUCUUCACCGCCAAGGCGCUCAACAUCGCGAUCCCGGGGGGCCCAAAGUUCGAGCCACUUUUCAAGGACGCCUCCAACCCACAGUUAGAGGACUUUUCCGAGUUCAACCUGGUUGACCGCAUCAUCUUCCGUGUGCCCGUAAAGACCGAGUAUCGCGUGGCGUAUCCGCACCUCUAUAACUCGUUCGCACGCGCGGUCCACGUCCCGUGGUACCAAGAACCGUUGACGUGUCUCGCUGAGGGGGACGAAAAUCUUCCAGUUUUCACCUUCCACCAGAGCCUCAAUCCGAUCCCAGGAAGACCUCCGCAAAUAUCAGAUCUAGGAGAUGCCUUCCAGUUGCCUGGUGGCUUUUCUCCAUUCAUGAUUGAUGAGGAACUCGAGCCGGAGGCGUGUGCUGAGGCGCUCGAGUUACUCCAUGCACCGUUCCCGUUUAACCGCCGUAGCGGCCGCACGGUCCGUGCCCAGGAUGUGUCCUUGGUCAAACGCUGGUACCUCCAGCACCCGCCAGCAGGAUACCCAACCAAGGUCCGGGUAUCCUACCAAAAGCUCCUCAAGUCGUACGUGCUCAACGAGCUCCACCGCACGAAAACGUCCAAUGUCCGCAAGGUGAACCUCCUCAGAUCGCUCCGCGGGACCAAAUAUUUCCAGCAAACCACCAUUGACUGGGUGGAGGCUGGGUUACAGGUGUGUCGCCAGGGGUUCAACAUGCUCAAUUUACUCAUCCACCGCAAGGGCCUCACAUACCUCCACCUCGACUACAACUUCAAUCUCAAGCCGACCAAGACGCUCACAACGAAGGAGCGCAAGAAGUCGCGCUUCGGGAACGCAUUCCAUCUCAUGCGCGAGAUUCUCCGCAUCGUCAAGAUGCUCGUCGAUGCGCAGGUGCAGUUCCGUCUUGGUAACGUGGAUGCAUUCCAGUUGGCUGACGGGAUCUACUACACGUUGAACCACCUUGGCCAGCUCACCGGGAUCUACCGCUACAAGUACAAGGUGAUGCACCAGAUCCGCGCGUGCAAGGACCUCAAGCACGUAGUGUACUACCGCUUCAAUACGGUGAUCGGCAAGGGCCCGGGGUGCGGGUUCUGGCAGCCGGCGUGGCGCGUGUGGAUUUUCUUUAUGCGGGGAAUCCUCCCACUCUUGGAACGCUGGUUGGGUAACCUCCUUGCACGCCAGUUCGAGGGGCGCCGCGCGAAUGACGUUGCCAAAACCAUCACCAAGCAGCGAGUGGACUCCUACUACGACUUGGAGCUUCGUGCGUCCGUGAUGCACGACAUCCUCGAUAUGAUGCCUGAGGGCAUCCGCAAAAACAAGAGCAAGACCAUCUUGCAGCACUUGAGCGAGGCGUGGCGGUGCUGGAAGGCGAACGUGCCGUGGAAAGUACCGGGCUUGCCGCUCCCGAUCGAGCAGAUCAUCGAGCGGUACGUGAAGGCCAAGGCGGACGGCUGGGUCUCGGUCGCGCACUACAACCGUGAGAGGAUCCAACGCGGUGCGCCGGUGGAGAAGACCGUCGCGAAAAAGAACCUUGGCCGCUUGACGCGCUUGUGGGUCAAGCACGAGCAGGAACGCCAGCAGAACUUUCAAAAGGACGGACCGUAUAUUCUGCCAAAAGAGGCCGUGCCAGUGUUUGAAACCAUGGUGCACUGGUUGGAGAGUCGCAAGUUUUCGCCGAUUCCCUUUCCGCCGUUGAGCUACAAGCAUGAUACAAAGUUGUUGGUUUUGGCGCUUGAGAACCUCAAGGAAGCGUACGGGGCAAAGGGGCGUCUCAACGCUUCGCAGCGCGAGGAGCUCGCGUUGAUCGAGCAGGCAUACGAUAACCCCCACGAAUGCUUGUCCCGGGUGAAGAAGUUCUUGUUGACCCAACGAGUGUUCAAAGAGACACGCGUUGAGAUGAUGGACCACUAUGAGUAUAUUUCACCGGUGUACGAGGUGGAUCCGUUGGAGAAGAUCACCGACGCGUACCUCGACCAGUACCUCUGGUUUGAGGGCGAUAAGCGGCAGUUGUUCCCCAACUGGGUCAAGCCGAGCGACACGGAGAUUCCACCCCUCUUGGUGUACAAGUGGUGCCAGGGGAUCAACAACCUUGAGAAUGUCUGGGACACCAGCCACGGGGAGUGCAACGUGAUGUUGCAGACGACGAUGCUGAAAGUGGCAGAGAAGGUUGACUUUACGUUGCUUAACCGACUUUUGCGCUUGAUCUUGGACUCUAACAUCGCAGACUAUAUCACCGCAAAGAACAACGUGAACGUCACGUUUAAAGACAUGAACCACGUGAACCAGUACGGGCUCAUUCGCGGGCUCCAGUUCCUGUCGUUUGUGUUCCAGUACUACGGCCUCGUGCUCGACCUCUUAAUUCUCGGGCUCGAGCGGGCGUCGGAACUCGCGGGGCCGGCAUCCCAGCCAAACGGGUUCCUCCAGUUUGAAAAUACCGCGGUCCAGACCAAAAGCCCGAUCCGCCUCUACUCGCGCUACAUCGACCGCAUCCACAUCUUCUUCCGGUUUACGGACGCCGAGGCGGGUGACCUCGUCAACGCAUUUCUCGCAGAGAACCCCGACCCCAACUUCGAGAACGUCGUGGGCUACAACAACCGCCGCUGCUGGCCACGCGACGAGCGCAUGCGCUUGAUGCGCCACGACGUGAACUUGGGACGCGCCGUCUUCUGGGAGGUGCAGGGGCGCAUUCCGCGCUCGUUAGCCUCGAUCGAGUGGGCCGAUACCUUGGCGUCGGUCUACUCCCGCGAUAACCCAAACCUCCUCUUCACAAUGUGCGGGUUCGAGGUGCGGAUCUUGCCCAAGUGCCGGGCCGAGACCGGUUCGUCGAAGGAGGGGGUCUGGGACCUUGUAGACGAUCGCACGAAGGAGCGUACCGCCAAGACGUUUCUCCAGGUGACGGAGGAGGACGUGGCCAAGUUCAACAACCGCAUCCGCCAGAUUUUAAUGUCCUCGGGGUCCACCACGUUCUCAAAGAUCGCCAGCAAGUGGAACACCGCGUUGGUUGCGCUCUUUGCGUACUACCGUGAGGCGGUGGUUUCAACAGAACCCUUGCUUGACGUGUUGGUGAAGUGCGAGACAAAGAUCCAGACCCGGGUCAAGAUAGGUCUCAACUCGAAGAUGCCGUCGCGGUUCCCGCCGGCGGUGUUCUAUACGCCAAAGGAGCUCGGGGGUCUCGGGAUGCUUUCGGCCUCGCACAUCUUGAUUCCGGCCGCGGAUCUCCGCUGGUCGAAGCAGACCGAUACGGGGAUCACGCACUUCCGCCUGGGGAUGAGCCAUGCGGAUGACAAGCUCAUCCCGACGGUGUUUCGCUACAUCACCACGUGGGAGAACGAGUUCCUCGACUCGCAGCGCGUGUGGGCGGAGUACGCGAUCAAACGCCAGGAGGCACUCACGCAGAACCGCCGCCUCACCUUUGAGGACAUGGAGGAGAACUGGGACCGUGGGUUGCCGCGGAUCAGCACGUUGUUCCAGAAGGAUCGGCACACCUUGGCCUACGACAAGGGCCACCGCGUGCGCCGCCAGUUCAAGCAGUACUCGCUCAACCGCUUCAACCCGUUCUGGUGGACAAGUAACCACCACGACGGGCGCCUCUGGAACCUCAACGCCUACCGAACCGAUGUGAUCCAAGCGCUCGGGGGGAUCGAAACCAUUCUCGAACACACCUUGUUCAAGGCUACCGGCUUUGACUCCUGGGAGGGCUUAUUCUGGGAAAAGGCGUCUGGGUUUGAGGACUCGCUCAAGUUCAAGAAGCUCACGAACGCACAGCGCUCGGGGUUAAGUCAGAUCCCCAACCGGCGCUUCACGUUGUGGUGGUCGCCGACGAUCAACCGUGCGAACGUGUACGUGGGGUUCCUUGUGCAACUCGACUUGACCGGGAUCUUCCUCCACGGGAAGAUCCCUACGUUAAAGAUCUCGCUCAUCCAGAUCUUCCGGGCCCAUUUGUGGCAGAAGAUCCAUGAGAGUGUGGUGUUCGACCUCUGCCAGGUGCUCGAUAAUGAGUUGGAGGCGCUCCAAAUCGACAGCGUGCUGAAGGAGGCUAUCCAUCCGCGAAAGUCCUACAAGAUGAACUCUUCUUGCGCCGAUGCGGUGCUUCAAAGCACGUACAAGUGGGCCGUGUCGCGCCCGUCGCUUCUCCAUGAUAGCGGCGACGCGUUUGAGGCCGCCACGACAAACAAAUUCUGGAUCGAUGUCCAAUUGCGCUACGGUGACUACGACUCGCAUGACAUUUCGCGGUAUACCCGUGCAAAGUACCUUGAUUACACCACCGACAGCGGAAGUGUGUAUCCAUCCCCCACGGGGUUGAUGGUGAGCAUUGACCUCGCGUACAACAUGUACGACGCCUACGGGAAUUGGUUCCCGGGCCUCAAGCCGUUGAUGCAGAGCGCGAUGAAGGCAAUCAUGAAGGCCAACCCCGCGUUGUAUGUGCUCCGUGAGCGCAUCCGUAAGGGGCUCCAGUUGUACCAGGCACAGCCGCAGGAGGCGUUCCUCAACUCGGCAAACUACGCAGAGCUCUUCAACAACGACACCCAGUUGUUUGUUGACGACACCAAUGUGUACCGCAUCACGGUGCACAAGACGUUCGAGGGCAACUCCGCGACAAAGCCGAUCAACGGUGCCAUCUUUAUGCUCAACCCCAAGAGCGGCCAGCUCUUCCUCAAGAUCAUCCACACGUCGGUUUGGGCCGGGCAGAAACGUUUGAACCAGCUCGCAAAGUGGAAGGCGGCCGAGGAAGUUGCCGCGUUAGUGCGUUCCCUUCCCCGCGAGGAGCAGCCGAAGCAGCUCAUUGCUACGAGAAAGGGAAUGAUCGACCCGCUCGAGCUCCACAUGCUCGACUUUCCAAACGUGUCGAUCCGCCCGUCCGAGCUCCACCUUCCGUUCGCCAACGCGUUAAAGAUUGACAAGCUCUCGGAUAUUGUUAUGCGGGCCAACGAGCCCCAGAUGGUGCUCUUCAACCUCUACGACGACUGGUUAAAGAGCAUCUCGGCGUACACGGCCUUCUCGCGCCUCGUGCUCCUCCUCCGCGCGCUCGGGGUCAAUGCGGAGCGCACCAAGGUGGCGUUGGGUGCGGGCAGUGUGGUUACCGAGGACCACCAUAUCUGGCCGACAUUUACGGAUGAGCAGUGGAUCGACGUCGAGACGCAGCUCCGCGACUUGAUUCUCGCGGACUACUGCCAGAAGCACGGCGUCAACGCGGCGUCGCUCACCCAGGCCGAAAUCCGUGACUUGAUUCUUGGCCAGGAUAUUCGCGCGCCGUCCGCAAAGCGCCAGGAGAUUGCCAACAUCGAAGGCGAAAGCGACCCGUCGCAACUCUCUGCCGUCAAGACCAAGACCCAGAACGUCCACGGUGAGGAAAUCACCACCGUCACCACCAGCAACUACGAGCAGCAGGCGUUCGCGUCCAAGACCGAGUGGAGAAACCGUGCCAUUGCCACCACGAAUUUGCACCUCCGCACGAAGCACAUUUACAUCUCCUCUGACGAUGCCGUCAGUGACGAGGGGUUCACCUACAUCAUGCCAAAGAACUUGCUCAAGAAAUUCAUCCAGAUCGCAGACCUCCGCACACAGGUGGGCGCCUUCCUCUACGGGACGUCGCCCGCGGACCACAUGCAGGUCAAAGAGAUCCGUUGUGUGGUGUUGGUCCCACAGCUCGGCGCGAACCAGGGUGUGCAGUUCCCAGAGGCGUUCCCCGACAAUCCGUUGCUCGAGGGUCUUGAGCCGCUUGGCUGGUUGCACACGCAAGCGCAGGACUCAAACGUAAUGUCUGCCGCGGAUGUCACGGCGCACGCGAAGAUGGCCAGCGCCCAGGGCUGGGACGCCGCGGUGACUCUCACCGUGUCGUUUACGCCGGGCUCCGUGUCACUCGCGGCAUACGCGUUAACCGACGCCGGCCAGCAGUGGGGCGCGGUGAAUCGCGAUGUGGUUUCCGCGGCCCCUGCGGGCUUCUCUAUCGGGUUUGGCACGAAGUGCCAGUUGUUGUUGUCGGACCGCAUCAGCGGCUUUUUCUUGGUCCCUGAUACCGGGCUCUGGAACUACGCCUUCAUGGGUGCCUCCUGGAACGCCAAGGGUGCGUACGCACUCAAGCUCGACACACCGUUGCCGUUCUACCACGAGUUACACCGCCCGGUCCACUUCACCACGUUCAACCAGAUCGAAAGUGGCGAGUUGGAGGCCGAGCAGCAGGAUGUGUUUGCAUAA
Messenger RNA from Babjeviella inositovora NRRL Y-12698, 6957 nucleotides. RefSeq names its product U4/U6-U5 snRNP complex subunit (gene PRP8). The transcript has 2 exons. The record is from RefSeq and is a predicted model, not a curated record. Gene Ontology annotation, biological process: mRNA splicing, via spliceosome; spliceosomal tri-snRNP complex assembly. NCBI's taxonomy places the organism in Eukaryota, Fungi, Ascomycota, Pichiomycetes, Serinales. Gene Ontology annotation, cellular component: catalytic step 2 spliceosome; U5 snRNP. Gene Ontology annotation, molecular function: U5 snRNA binding; protein binding; U2 snRNA binding. The coding region runs from base 1 to 6957 and encodes 2318 amino acids.